Dreissena polymorpha is the source of this 8950-nucleotide messenger RNA. Its product is annotated as very low-density lipoprotein receptor-like. Gene Ontology annotation, molecular function: protein binding. The coding region runs from base 220 to 4362 and encodes 1380 amino acids. NCBI's taxonomy places the organism in Eukaryota, Metazoa, Mollusca, Bivalvia, Myida, Dreissenidae. The transcript has 29 exons. The record is from RefSeq and is a predicted model, not a curated record.
ACCCCUGCGUCGUCCGCAACUGUUCAUACCUCUGUCUGCUUACGGUGUCAGAGAGGCCGGGCGGAUUGGCGCAGGCUACCUGUCAGUGUCCCGAGAACCACGUCCCUGUUGGGAAGAACAGCUGCAAACCCAACUGUGACGAGAGCCAGUUCCUGUGCAAGCAGAGCUCCAAGUGUAUACCCCACUGGUGGCAGUGUGACAAUAAUCAGGACUGCGAAGAUGGCUCGGACGAGAAAAUGGAAAAUGGGUCAGAGUGCGCGGCAUACCCUUGCUCUCAACCGGGGUCUAUUUAAGUGUAGCAGCGCCAAGAAUGCGAGUGGUUGUGUCCCACCAAGCUUUAUUUGCGAUGGUAAUCGGGAUUGCGAUGAUGGGUCUGACGAAACGAAGUACAACUGCACCACGUUCCCUUGUAUGACGGGCCAGUACAAGUGUACGGCAGACAACAAGUGUAUCAGCAGCUUCAAGGUGUGUGACGGCAAGCAUGAUUGUACGGACGGAGCAGAUGAACUGAACUGCACAAAAGAGGAUUGCCUGUCGACCCAGUUCCGAUGCAACUCGACCGGUAACUGUAUUCCCUAUCUGUGGCAAUGCGACGGCGACUACGACUGUGCAGCUCUUGAGGAUGAGAAGGACUGCGACAAGCGAGCGUGCAAGGAAAGCUACAAGAAGUGUAACAAGACCAACAAGUGCAUACCCGAGGCCUGGUUCUGUGAUGGAGAAAAUGACUGUGGGGAAGGAGAUACUUCUGAUGAAGGAGAACUUUGCCAUGAAAAGACAUGUGGUACGGACUACCUUCGCUGCAAUAACGGACACUGUAUUCCAAGGCGCUGGCAGUGUGACGGUGACCAAGACUGUAGCGACGGCUCGGAUGAAAACAAUUGCCCUGUCAAGAACUGUACAGAAGGGGAAUUCUCAUGCAAGGAUCGGAACCGAUGCAUUCCAAUCUUCGCCGUGUGUGACGGAAAAUCCGACUGUGCAGACUACUCCGAUGAGAAAGAUUGCCCCAAUAAGGCGAACUGCAGUCAAGAUCAGUUCCUGUGCAAGAACACAGGCAUGUGUAUCCCGCACUCGUGGCAGUGCGACGGGGAAAAGGAUUGUGCGGACGGGGAUGACGAGAAAUCUUGCGAAAAACAGGGUAUAUGUCGAGCCUGGGAGCACCACUGUGACAACAUGUGUAUAUCAGCCUUGUGGGUGUGCGAUGGAGAGAAGGACUGCAGCGAGGGUGAAGAUGAGACGCAUUGUGAUGCGUACACCUGCCCUCCAGACUGGUUUAAGUGCUCGGACGGUGUCUGCAUACCACGCUAUAAAGUCUGCGAUGGCACCAGAGACUGCAAGGCUCCAAUGGGGCUGUCUAAUAAGAAUAUGACAAAGUGGAAUGACGAGGCAGACCACUUGUGCAAGGCAACAUGUGCCAUUCACGAGGUCAAGUGCAAGAACAGAGAGAAGUGCAUAGAUAUCAGUCAGUUGUGUGACCAAGUGAACGACUGCUCGGACUCCUUAGAUUCAUCCGACGAAAUUAACUGCCUGCCAUGGAACGUCACUAAGUGCCCAUCGAACCACACGUGUCAGCACAGCUGUAGCAUGAACACCACACUUGGAAGGAUGUACUGCACAUGCAAACCGGGCUUCGAGCUUGGGGCGGACGGAAAGAGUUGUAGGGUGAUGAAUCCAUGCAACAAGUUCGGCGCCUGUGAUCAGUUGUGCAUCCCUGAGAAGGAGAAGCCUUUCUGCAUCUGCGCAACAAAUUACAAAGAGGAGACAUUGGUGUAUAAUGAUACCUUAAGAUACAGAUUUUGUUCUGCCAUAGGAAAUGAUCCCAAGCUGCUGAUACCUGAUGAAAACAACCUCUAUAUACAAAGUCACAACCUGACUCAAUCUCGGUACAUCUUAAACGGGGCCAGCGACAAAGACAGCACGCUGGGUAAAGUUAUCUCCCUUGAUGUGGACACGACAUCAGCUGAAGAGGUGUCCGUGUUCAUCCUGCAGAGGCUCAACGAGCGUAACAUGAUCGUGAAGGCUGUUCACAAACAGAACACCAAGGGGAACAGUAACAGUCCGAAUAAACGAGAAGCUGAUCCAGUGAUGAAGUUGACUCCCUUGGCUAAUGACCUGACUGAUCCUCGCAGCAUAGCAGUGGACUGGAUUGGCAAAAACCUGUACUGGACAGACAUACAGGCGACCAAGAUUCACAUGCUCCACUACAAGGAUGUUAACGUGGCUGCCAGAAAGGUCACGGUCAUUAACGAGGGUCUUCUGAGGCCUUUUGCUAUAGCCGUGGAUCCAAUUGUCGGGAAAAUUUUCUAUACGGAUUAUGGAAACCCGCCAAAAGUCGGCUCAGCGAACCUUGACGGUUCCAGCGUGACUGCCAUUUUACAUGACCAGCUGAUCUAUCCGACGGGAAUCGCCGUGGACUAUGUCAAUCAGCGAGUGUACUUUGCAGACGCCAAGAAGCAUACCAUCGAGGCUGUAAAAUAUGACGGAACUGAUAGAAAUGUGGUUCAAAAACUAAGUGCUGAUGAUGUACCCUAUCAGCUUGACAUCUUUGAAGACUUCGUGUACGUAAUGAUGUUCAACAGUUCUCGGCCAAUCAUCAAGUUCAGCAAGUUUGCGACCCGGUUUCCUGGAAAACAGAACAUCGUAGAGGUCACGCAGGGUUUGCAACAUGUCGGCGAUAUUGUCAUUCUGCAGGAGAAUAAGCAGAUAAUUCCGGACGACGCAUCCCUAAAAAUUCUGCUGAAGACGAACACAAAAGUAGAGCUUAACGCCUGUCAGUCGUCACCAUGUGGCAAUCGCAGCCUGUGCGUCAAUGCGCCCUCUAUGAAGCCCUACUAUGCCUGUUUGUGCGGUGACGGGGCCACGUACAACAACCAAUCGAAGACAUGUGACUACAUGAAGUGUCCAGAAAACUACUGCGGUCGCCACGGAAACUGCUCUGUCUCCGAUAACAACGAGUACAAGUGCUCGUGUGAGCUUGGAUUCGAGGGAAGACGAUGCGAACUUGACCUCUGCUACAAAUACUGCGCCGCCAAUGGAAGCUGUUCCUUCAUGAAAGCCAAGACGGGGUUGAUCACCAGAUUUUGCGAUUGUCCUCCCAUGUUUUAUGGAGACCGCUGUCAGUUCAGCAACUGUACGCUGUGUAAGAAUGGGGGACAUUGCUCCCUGGAUGUGAACAACAAAACAGUCUGCGUGUGCCCCGAGGGAUUCAAAGGGCUGGACUGUAGCCAGAUGGUGAAGUUCUGGUGUGAUGGUUACUGUGAGAACGGUGGCACCUGUAGUGUCAAUCCCAGCAGACGGAGAGUCUGUGCCUGCUCGCCAGAUUACCGAGGUGAGCGCUGCGAGCAGUGCAGCAGUCAAGUAUCAUUCAACGUAUGCUUGAACAACGGUACCUGUCACAUGAACGGCGAACGGCAAGCAUCUUGCACAUGUCAACCGGGAUACGACAACCGCACUUACUGUGAAAAGAAGACAUGCGUAGGCUAUUGCAAGUUUGACUCGGAGUGUUCCCUGGUUAACAAUCAGUUGCGAUGUCGCUGCCGGGAUGGUUUUACUGGGGAGCGCUGCGAUCAGAUAGUGGAUUGUAACCUUGGGCCGUGUAAAAACAGAGGAACGUGUCAUCCGUCAAACAAUGUGGAUGGACCACCCAAGUGUGAAUGUCCGCCGGGCUUCAGGGGACAGUUGUGUGAGAUAGCCACCUGCCAAUUGAAGUGUCUAAAUGGCGGAACAUGCACUUUCGGUGAAAACAGCAAGCCAUAUUGCACCUGUAGCAAAGAUUUCAUAGGAGCUACUUGUGAAUUGUGUGCCAAUCCAUUGCUUGAGGAGCCCAGAUGCAACCAGUCUAAGUGCCACGACUACUGUUUUCAAGGCGGCCAGUGUAUUGGGUGCCAACUUAUACCGGGACUGGAUGGGGUUGCACAGUGUAGAAAGUGCGAGUGUCCUAAGCCAUUCUGUGGCCCCCGCUGUCAGACCCGACACUGCGAGUCUGAGAACUCUGCAGUCAGUCAGGCCAAGCUCUCCAUAGCAACCAUCAUGGUACCAGUGCUGACGGGACUCGUUGUUGUGGUAGCCAUAGUGCUGUUUGUACUCAUAAGGAGAAGGAGAAGUCAGUUCCGGCACCGCUUGCUGAAGGACAAAGUUCAGGUGUCCAACCCGAUCUACAUGCCGCAGACCACCGAGGAUGAUGGGAUGGAAGAUGAUGCACAUCAGCCCUUAGACCAGCCCUUUGACUUUGACCCUGAAAAAUCCACAAAUUUUGCAAACCCAGUCUACGAGCAGUUCUACGACAACGGCAGUCGGCAGACGUUGUUACCAAAGGGAGACGAUUCUGACGAUGAGGAUAAACAGAACGGACACAUACAAAAAUAGCUUUCGAGCAAAAACAGAAUGGACAAAUACAAAAAAUAGCUUUCAAACUAAAGCAGAACGUACACAUACAAAAAUAGCUCAACACUGGUUUAUAGAUAAUAUAUGUGUGCGUUCAGAGAUAUUUUGUAUGUGUUCAUAGAUAAUAUACAUUGUCCUGGGAAGUGUGUUCUUAGAUCUGUUAUGUGCUGUUUUUUUGUCAACGAAAUUUUGACAUUAUUGUUCGGUUGAGAUGCGAGUGGAUAACUGAACUGCUGCUGGUAUGCGGAAAAAAUUGUACGGUUUUUGGUUUUGAUUUUGUUUAGAAACGAGUUAAAAACUGUACCAUUGCUAAUUUAUUAAAAAUAUUGAUAGACUAAUGACAUUAUCAUAUGGUUUAGAUGCCUGUUAAAAACCGUACUGCUGCUGAUUGAUAGAAAUUGAAUGGCUGAAAUAUGAUUGUAAUGCCAUUAAAGUUGAUUGUUUGAAAGCCCAUCAACACUCAAAAUUCAACGAAUAUUUCGAACAAUAAUUUAAAAACUUAAGUAAGCACAUAAAUAUCAAUGUUCCCUAUAGUAAUAGCCAAAAUUUCAAUUCUAGAUGUGGUCUUCUAACAUAGAUUUAACGAGAUGUAAAAUGCUUGUUUUCAUUUUUUGUGUCACAAUCAAUUCUAUGUGGAUUUCCGGCUAGGAUAUCCAAACAUUUACAUUUUUUGACACAAAUCAAUAAAAAUAAGCAUUUUGUAUUGCGUUAAAGUCUAUAUUACCAUACCUUAUCUAGCAUUGAAAUGUUGGCUAUUGCUUUUAGAGACACUUAUUUUUUAUUGAUUAACUUUUUUUUUCCAAGAUAUUUUGCAGAAGACAUGUAUUCAUUGAUUUUGAGUAUUUUUGUGACUGAACACUUGAUUAUUUAAAACAUUUGUUUAUAAAUUAAUAAGUGCCAAUGUGACAAGGUUAUACAGUGAAAUGUGGAGGGUUGUGAUUUAACUGAAUGGCCACAUCAACCUGUGACAGGACUGGUGCGGAGGCCUAGUUCAAUGACCCCAUUUUUGUGGAAUAUUCAUGUAUGUGUUUGAAGAAUAUCUAUUAUGUGCUGUUAUCAUAGACAGCUUUUACAUCUUUUUGGGAAAUACGCGUGAAGCCAUCCAGUUUUGAUGUAAAAGGACUAAAGAUUGAACAUAUCCAAAGCAAGUGUAGUCAGAUAUUUUGUUCUAGGGCCAAAAUAAGUGGUGAUAUGUUUGAAUAACCAAGACUAAUUCUAAAAUAUUAUAUAAUAUAUCAUGAGUUACAAAGCUGCUGAAUAAUGUAAAAAAGGCACAACACAUAUUGAGGCCUUUUUUUCACUUCUCAGAGAAUGGCAGUUUUUUUUACAAUUUUGAGAAAGUUCGUGACCCAAAUUAUCACUCAUUUGAGAAGUUCCCAACUCAUAAUUUUAUAAUUAUAACAAGUUGGCUACUAAUAAUAUUACUCUAAAUAUUCAGUAAAAAGAAGUUCUUGAUAAAAAGUAGUUCUCAAAAUCUCGGUGAAAAGUAUUCCUCAAAAUAUUUGAUAAAAAGUAGUCCACAAAAUAUUUGAUAAAAAGAAGUCUUCAAAAUAUUUGAUAAAAAGUAGUCCUCAAAAUAUAUGAUAAAGAAAAGUAUUUCAUAAAAUAUUUGGUAGAAUGAGAAUUUAGUAAAUAGAAUGAUUAUGUUGACUUAAUAAAAACAACAAAGCAUACCCCUUUUUUUAAAUAGUAAUUAACAGAAAAGCCUUAGCUAUUUACUGCACGCAGACAUUUAAUGAAUUAAAGUGUGAAGUGAUUAACAAAUCAGGGUCCCGGCUAAUUAUUGUUGUUGCUGUUGUUAAAGAUGUUGUUAAAGAUGGAAAAAUAUUUAAUGUAUUUUAAUGUAUUGAAUUUAAUGCUGAUCAUGUUUACCUUACAAUAUGCUAAGUUUUUGAUAGUUUAGACAAGCUUUGCCUGCCCAUUUUCUCACUUAUUGCGAAAAGUUUGUUUCUGUAUACAAAUUGCAAUUGAUCAUUCUGAGUUAAAAUACAUUUUGAGGUACAUUCAAUCAUUGAAACUUGACUGGAAUUGUUGCUUUCCUAAACCUUUCAUCUAUUUUAAAUUAUCAGCAUACUUAUAGAUACAAACAUAAAAACUUCAUUUUAAGCUCACCUGAGCACAAUGUGCUCAUGGUGAGCUUUUGUGAUCGCCUUUUGUCCGUCGUGCAUCAUCAACAUUGCCUUGUUAACACUCCAGAGGCCACAUUUAUUUCCGAUCUUCAUGAAACUUUGUCAGAAGAUUUAUCCUAAUUAUAUCUUUGACAAGUUCAAAAAUGUUUCCAUUUGGUUGAAAAACACGGCAGGCAGGGGCGGGGCAUAUAGUAAAACCUUGCUAGUGAACACUGCUAAAUUCGUUAUUUGGUCAAAUUUGUUUUGUAUAUAAUAAUCCUGAUUGUUAAAUCUUUGCUGCUAAGUGGCUUGAUUUUUUUUUCAGAAUCGACAAGGUGUUGUUUUUGGUGGUUUUUCUAUACUGCUGAAAUGUGUGUAGAAGUUUUAAGUGUAAAAUAUAUAUUUAAAUAAUUCACUCAUGAGAACACUAGUUUAAAUGUAAUAAUUUAUUAUAUUUCCAUUCAUAUGAAUUCUAUAAUACGUCAUAUGUUGCCAGGAACAAUAUGUUAUAAUAUGUUAUAACUAUAAGAAAAUAUGGAAUUCUAUAUAAAUUCUGAAUAUAUGUUUUGGAUCAAAUCCAUGUUUAAAAGAAAUAGAAAAUUAAUUGCUAGUUAUAUGUUGAUAUUUGUAUGUUUAUGUAAUAGUUUUACCAAUAAUUGUUAAUUGACAGAUUUUUUUUAGCAGCUUACUCUCUUUUAGAUUUCAACAAUUCAUAAAAAAAAUUCUACAUUGAUUAUUUAAAGAAAUUUAUGUGUGUAAAAAAUCAAAUCUAUUAUAAAGUAUUUACAUGAAAUAAAUAAAUGGUAACCCCCAAGUCUCAGUAUAAAAAAUAUCACUUGGCGAAAACUAAAAAUUAUGAAAUAUCGUUAAUUUGGAACUCCAGUUGCAAGAAUUUCAGAUUUUGUUAUUACAAAAUGAAGAAUAUCAGUAUAUUUGAUUAUAUUUUUAGCCUGAGCCACCUUAGGGCAUUUCUCAGAUACAUGUAUUUGCAAUAAAUGAAGAUAUUUAUGGAAAUAUAUGCAGAUGUGUAUUACCAAAAUUCUAUUUGAUGGAUAUGUUUUAUUUUUUAUUUUCUAGAAAUAAUAUCAAUUAUUAUACAAAAUGCUUCUUCAGUGAAGAUAUUAAGAUCAAAUUACAAUAAAUCAAUAAUGUAAUUUAAAUGCAUAUACAAGUGGUAAAGGGUUAAGUAAAGAUAUGAAGAUAAAUUUACAAUCAAUCAAUAAAUAAUAUAAGCAAAUAGGUCCCUCAGAAUCUCAUUAAUGAAAUAGAAAAUUGUUUGCACUUGCAUAGGAGAGUGCAUAAACGCAUGCUGUGCUAUACAGUCUGUUUUAGAUGAUUACUUACGUAAAACAGUAUUUAUAAUAUAAAAUAGUAUUUAUAGUAAAUUUUGUACUUUCAUUUUUUUUCUUUAAUUAACUUUUUUUUGAAGUCUAUGACAAAAUUUUGAGAAAGUUGUCUAUUAGUGAACGUGUCCCUUUAGAAUUGAUGUCUCUCAAAAUGGGGCUUAAUGCUUGUUCUAAAAAUGUUGUCCCAGAUUAGCUUGUGCAACCCGCACAGUCUGCUUGUCCGCCUAGCGACUGGAUGGUAACGGGUUCGAUCCCCACUGUGGGAGCGUUCUUUAGAUCACCCCCUAAGACACCAAGUACUGGUUCUAGGGAAACGGACUCGAGAGCGUUUCAAUAAGCCCGAGGCUUUCAAUGCAAUGGAGCUAAAAUAAAAAAGGUUUAAACUAAUCCGCACAGGCUAAUCUGGAACAACACUUUCCGCCUAGACUGGGUUUUCAUAUAGGAAAUACUUCCUUUCAAUAAAAUAUUCCUUAUAAGUGGACUACACUGGCUAAUAUGGGACAACACUUUAUGCACAAACUUGAAGCCUCGUUUCCCAGAGCGUUGCUAGGUGUUUUAAAUCUGGAUUUUGUAUCUUAAUAUAUUGACCAUGCAGCAUUCAUGUAAGCUUGCUUCCAUACAUACUAAGGUGCUUCAUUACUAAUUUGUAAAUACUUUGUGAAAACAUUGUACCGGUAUGCCAAAGUUUCUCAUUUUAUGUGUUGCUAAUUUUAGGUGUUAUAAAAUGCUGUUAUUUUAGUACCUAUGUUGACCUGUUAAUUAAAUACUGGAAAUAUCAUAAUUAAAUAUUCACCAGUAUCUUAAAUAACAUAAUAUUAGGCAUUUACCAAUGUUCUAAUUGUUAAUAAAAUUUAACGCAAAUCUCAUCAAAAUUUAAAAUCAUAUUGGGUGAUUUUUUAGUAAAUAUUUGUUUUUGUUGAGGAAAUGUUGAUUGUGGUUCUAUGUAUAAGCGAGUACAACAGAAUACCAUUCUCAAGAGAAACCAUGUCUAGUUUUGUGUAUAUUUCAAUUUUGAUGUAAUAUUGUGCGAGUUUUAAAUCUUUUAUGUAUUUUUGUGAUGUUUCAUUAUGAAUAAAACAUAAUUUUCUCAUUUUUAAACAAUUAUGAAAAUGUUAA